AUGUAAAUGAAGAAUAUAACUUUAUCUUCUGAUUUUACCCUCCUGGGGCUUCUGGUGAACAAUAAAACUACUGGGAUUGUCUUUGCUGUUAUUUUUGCUAUUUUUGUGGUAGCUGUAACUGCAAAUUUGGUCAUGAUAUUCUUGAUUCAGGUGGACUCCCGUCUCCAUACUCCUAUGUACUUUCUGCUCAGCCAGCUGUCCAUCAUGGACACUCUUUUCAUUUGUACCACUGUCCCAAAACUUCUGGUCGACAUGGUUUCUAAAGAGAAGACCAUUUCCUUUGUGGGUUGCGGCAUCCAGAUCUUCCUCUACUUGAGCAUGAUUGGCUCGGAGUUCUUCCUCUUGGGCCUCAUGGCCUAUGACCGUUAUGUGGCUGUCUGUAACCCUCUUAGGUAUCCAGUCCUGAUGAACCGCAGGGUGUGUCUUCUGCUGGCUGCUGGUGCCUGGUUUGGGGGGUCCCUGGAUGGCUUUCUGCUCACCCCCAUCACCAUGAAUGUUCCCUAUUGUCACUCCCGCAAUAUCAACCAUUUUUUCUGUGAGAUCCCUGCAGUUCUCAGACUAGCCUGUGCUGACACAUCCUUGUAUGAAACCUUGAUGUACAUCUGCUGUGUACUCAUGUUGCUCAUCCCUAUCUCUAUCAUCUCAAUCUCCUACUCUCUUAUUUUGUUAACUGUCCACAGAAUGCGCUCUGCUGAAGGCCGGAAAAAGGCCUUUACUACUUGCUCUUCCCACUUGACUGUGGUCAGCAUUUUCUAUGGGGCUGCCUUCUACACUUAUGUUCUGCCCCAGUCUUUUCACACUCCUGAGCAGGACAAAGUAGUUUCAGCCUUCUAUACCAUUGUCACACCCAUGCUCAAUCCUCUUAUCUACAGCCUCAGAAACAAGGAUGUCAUGGGGGCAUUUCAAAAGAUAUUGUCAAGAUGUUUAUCUGCUCAGAAAGUAUCCACAAGUGAUGCUUAG
Messenger RNA from Neofelis nebulosa (Clouded leopard), 960 nucleotides. Its product is annotated as olfactory receptor 2T11. Bases 7 to 960 code for a protein of 317 amino acids. Gene Ontology annotation, molecular function: G protein-coupled receptor activity; olfactory receptor activity. The record is from RefSeq and is a predicted model, not a curated record. The transcript has a single exon. Gene Ontology annotation, biological process: G protein-coupled receptor signaling pathway. Gene Ontology annotation, cellular component: membrane. NCBI's taxonomy places the organism in Eukaryota, Metazoa, Chordata, Mammalia, Carnivora, Felidae.